Messenger RNA from Gymnodraco acuticeps, 1134 nucleotides. RefSeq names its product leucine-rich repeat neuronal protein 1. Gene Ontology annotation, molecular function: protein binding. The record is from RefSeq and is a predicted model, not a curated record. NCBI's taxonomy places the organism in Eukaryota, Metazoa, Chordata, Actinopteri, Perciformes, Bathydraconidae.
GUGUGUAUACCUGUGUGGCGUGGAACAUGGAUGGCGCCGACACGAAGAGCGUCUCGGUGUCCGUUGACUCUCAGGGGGGCUCGUGGUCGGGAGGGGAUCCCAGCAGAGAGGCCUCCUGGCUGGGGAACUCUUCAGGAGCUUCAGCCUCUCUGGUGGUGCUGGCCAAGGUGGUGCACGCCCAGUCGGUGGUGUUGGAGUGGAAGUUGUUUCCCAGCAGAGGAGCUUCGUCUGCGGGUCAGAGCCAGCAAGACCUCCCUCUGACCCGCUGGACCAGCGCCACGGUGCACAUCGACAACCCUCAGAUCAGCUACACUGCCAAGGUUCCAGUGGAUGUUCAGGAGUACAACCUGACUCACCUCCUUCCUGCUACAGAGUACCACGUAUGCCUCACCGUCUACUCCUCCCCUCUCUUCCCCUCCUCCUCCCCUUCCUCCCCCGUCCACACUUCCUGUCUGAACGUCACCACGAAGGAGGCGGGUUUCUCCGUGGAGUUGGUGGCGUCUCGGCGCAGCAGCGUGGCGCUCGCCGCCGUCAUGGGUUCGAUGUUCGCUCUGUCCAUCAUGGCGCUGCUCGUUUUCUACAUGGGUCGCAGAGUCCAACAGCACAAAUCCUGCGGCCACUCGCUGAAGAAAUACAUGCAACACGCCACCUCCAUCCCUCUGAACGAGCUCUACCCGCCAUUAAUCACGCUGUGGGAGAGCGAGGCCGAGAAGGACAAGGAGGACAAGGAGGAUGGAGAGAGAGGGGAGGAAGCUGGGGGGAGUCAGAUCGACACCACAAAGACGUACAUGUGGUAGCGGGAGGGGGGGUUAGUCGACAGAAAGACAAACUUUUAGAGAGCGGCAAAGAGAGAUCAACACAAGCCUUCAGACACCAAACACAACACGACUACCAGCAGAUUCUGGUGUUUUUAUUGAUUCAUUAAUCACAAACUCUGUUAAUUUACAGAUGUUUUCAUAUGUAAAUUGUUACUGAAGGUCGACUAGACUUUAUAUAAGCGUCCAGCUGAUCAAUCAGAGCAGACUGGGCUCUGGUUUCAGACAGAGGGUGAAAAAGGGUAGAGUAGAGACACUACAUACUGAUAUACACCUGAACAUCAGCAGGAGAGGACUCUUUAAAGUAGAGAGACCACAU